UCAGUAUCACUUUUACGAGAAAGCCUACUGUUGGCUCUUCUCGGAUCGGUGUAUGCCUUUUAAAUAAAAACCCCAAGAAAAAUCAAAUACCUUCAAUCCACAACAUGCUAAUGAGUUUAAAUUCCAUUAAAAUAUCUCAAAACCAGUGCAGUGGAUUCAAUAUACGAAAUAAAUUACACAACACAAGACAUUUACAUUCUUGAUUGUGGAAUAAAGUUUUUAGUUCAAUAAAAUAUAAUAAAAUUGAGGAAAGGGAGGUGUACACAUAAGAUUGUGCAAUAGAGUGAAACAAAAUGCCAGGCAAAGGUGGGAGAAAGGGUAACAAGGCGGGUCACACUCACGGCAAACGCACCGAAGUGACAUCCGAUGAUGAGUCAAGUAAUAACGAUACCGCGAGUAUCACAAGCGGUCAAUCAGACAACAGGAGUUUACUAGCUGAUGACGUUAAUGACAACGAGAUUGAUGAGCUCAGCCAGCAAGAGGUUUUCGAGGAGAAGCUGAAGGAAGCGAUCGAUGGCCUCUCCCAGAAGAGCGCCAAAGGGAGAGUCUCGUGUUUUGUCGGGAUUGAGAAGAUAUUUGCCCUGAAAUAUGUACCGGAUUUUGUUGAGGACAGAAAAAUGACCAUCACUGAUUGCAUUGAGAGAGGCUUGAAGAAAGGAAGAGGAGAUGAGAGAUCGACAGCUGCCAGAUUGGGAACACUUUUGUGUGUACAACUUGGGGCCUUCGAAAGUGCCGAGGCCGUUUGUAGAGACCUCAAAUCAACUCUUAUGUUCAUUGCCAAUGAUAACACUGCCUCGACUCAAGCCAGAGCUGAGUGUUGCUGGGCCCUGAGUAUGAAUCAAUUUUUUUCCGGUAAUGACGCCAGUGAUACUGUAGAAAUUGUCCAUCUGCUGUCAUCAAUCUUUGCUGGGUCAUACCUAAAAGGAAACGGAGCGAUAGCUACAGUUUCACCUGAUCUCGCAAGUCUACAUGCCGCUGCCCUGUCUGCCUGGACUCUUCUCUUGACUGUCAUGACACCUUCGGACAUUUACAAUUUUUUGGCAAGCAGUAAAUCCAAUAAUUUCAUGCCGUCGUUUGAUCGAUUGAGACAAUUGCUUGAGUCACCUCAUCUCGAUGUCAGAAUGUCAGCUGGUGAGGCACUGGCUGUCCUCUUCGAAUUGGGACGAGAUUUUUCUGAUGACUACGAACAGGAUUGGGCACUUGAUUUGGUGGAUGUACUCAAAGAACUUGCGACUGAUUCUAAUAAAUACAGGGCUAAAAAAGACAGGAAACAGCAGAGAGCCAGCUUCAGGGAUAUUCUUCGUUACAUCGAGGAGGACAUAACACCCGAAAUGCAAAUAAGAUUUGCACAGGAGACACUUUAUCUCGAGGGCUGGUGCUCCAGAAUUCAAUACAACGCAUGCUGUCGUCUCCUAGGACCUGGUAUAAACAUCCAUUUGGCCGAAAAUUUACUUCUCCGCGAGAUAUUUCAUCUGGGUAACCGAGCAGUUCCAAUGUCAUCCCACAAAUCAACAAAACGUGAGAGAACUCUGAUGAAUGCUGCUGCAUUUAAAGCACGUACCAUUCAACGUAAUAAAAAUCGUGACAAACGUUCGGCAGCUAUGGCACAAUAAUUAGGUCUCUUUCCUCAAUAUUAUUUUGUCUUUUCUUAGCCCACUAUUCACUCAUCACACAAUUUAUUUGAUUAUCAAUGAGAAAAAAAAAUCUAUGUUACAAUAAUUGCACGACAAAACUAUUUGUAUUGGCUAAAAAAAUUGUCAAAUAUUUUUCGCUGGUCGCAAAAUAGUUCAAGUGUAAAUAAUAUGUAUUUUCGUCGAUAAAUUUUCACUUCAAUUAUCAUGACCGAUUGCCUAUUUUUUCAGUCGAAUGGAAUAUUUAUUUGUACGAUGUAACACGAUAAUUGUCGAUUAAUAUUGAUAAACAAGGAACAGUUCAUUGAAUUAUAGUAUAUUCUGAUAUCGACGACGUAGAAAUGAUUUGAUAGGUUAACUUACUGUAACGUUUUACACUAGAUACGUAGCUUUGCUGUUGAAUUUUAAAUAUUGGUAUUUAUUUUCUGGGAAUAUUAAAAAUUAAAAACUUGAUUACAUUUCGUAAUUGAUGUAAUUUAAAUAUGAUAAUUAACUGUAAUAAAAUAAUAAUCAAGGA
Messenger RNA from Fopius arisanus, 2148 nucleotides. It is a transcript of the gene Ifrd1, whose product is annotated as Interferon-related developmental regulator 1. The record is from RefSeq and is a predicted model, not a curated record. The transcript is spliced from 3 exons. NCBI's taxonomy places the organism in Eukaryota, Metazoa, Arthropoda, Insecta, Hymenoptera, Braconidae. Bases 294 to 1613 code for a protein of 439 amino acids.